Molecule: messenger RNA, 318 nt
Organism: Nicotiana tabacum (common tobacco)
Lineage: Eukaryota; Viridiplantae; Streptophyta; Magnoliopsida; Solanales; Solanaceae
Source: RefSeq, a predicted model, not a curated record
AUGGCAAGCAAAACAACAAAGGGAAAAAUUAUCCUGCUAGUAAACGUAGCCGGGACUGUACAAAAUACAAAGUUCUAUGUCAUCGAAGGUGACAUGAGGUAUAACCCACUCAUCGGGAGACCAUGGAUACACAACAUGAGGGCAGCGCCUUCAACUCUUCACCAAAUAAUAAAGUUCCCAACAGAGGAAGGAGUGAAAACAGUUUAUGGAGAACAACAUGCUGCAAAGGAGAUGUUUGCAAUCGAGGAAGUGGUACCUAAUCUAGAGCCUUCAACCUCGGAAAAAUCGAGCAUUGAAGGUAAACAGGUGGCCAAAUAG